Molecule: messenger RNA, 972 nt
Organism: Drosophila bipectinata
Lineage: Eukaryota; Metazoa; Arthropoda; Insecta; Diptera; Drosophilidae
Gene: tomb
Product: tombola
Source: RefSeq, a predicted model, not a curated record
UUUUAUAAAUUAUUUUACAAAAAUGCCGAAGAAUCCAAAAACGCCAAAAACUAAUAACUGCGAUACGGGUCGCCCUGCGAAGAGUUCCAAAGACCAAGGACAAAGCCAGAAUCGCGGCCGCGGCCAAAACCGAAGUCAGACUCGCGCCCAUAACAAUGCUCUGAACCAUAAUCUUACCAACCUUACCAUUAAUCACGCCAUAAACCAAGGCGGAAGCCAUGGAAUAAACCAUAGCUUUAACCAUCUGGCCCAGCAUCCAGUCCAAGCCCAGACGACCGUUAAAGGUUGCUGCUGCAAGCGUUCCCAGUGCAUCAAAAACUACUGCGAUUGCUAUCAAUCAAUGGUGAUUUGCUCCCAGUUUUGCCGCUGUCUCGGUUGUAGAAACACAGAGGUGCGCAAGGCCGUGGACUCCAGCGCACCGGCCAAGAACUCCAAGCGAGAGAAGGCGGCCGCCAUGAGUGCCAAGGCUGCAGCUGCAGCGGCUAAAGCCGGUAUCCAUGUACCGGUCAAGCAAAUUGCUGGUCCCGGUCCGGGAAUAUCCGGAAAACCUUUUGGCCUUCCCCCUGGUCAAAUUCCAGCUGCAAUCCCAGUUACUUUAAACAAAAAACCACAGCAAGUGCAGUUGGCAACCGGUGGUCGUGAUGCCAUUCCUGUUACGCGUCUUCAUUUCAAUGGGCCUGCUUCGGUUAGAGCGAUUAAGGCCUCAGUGCAGCCUCAGUCCGUGGCUAUGGUCAAUCCCGCCAAGAUCGAACGGGAGUCUCCAAAUUUCUUCUCGCAACCUGUCAAUGUCGCUCUGUUGGAGUGUGUGCUGGUCCAGGCUACCGAGGCAGAGCAGAUGGGAUUUAACGACGUCCAAGUGGGACAGUUGAUUCUCAUGGAGUUUAUGCGCGGCCUGAAAGCAAUCUACGAAGCUACCUGUGAACAUAACCAACAACAUAAUAAUGGGGAAAUAAAUGGUUAGCUGCUUUUGGU